AAAAGAGCGCUUACAGAUUGACAAGAUGGUGAAAUACUAACUUCAUUCAGCCACCAAAAGCAGGAAAGAAAGGACUUUCAUUAGAUGAGAAACGCUCCAAGUUGUUACAAUUCUUUACAAAAGACCACAUGUUUUAUAAUAUUAAAGAAGUGGAAGCGCAAGGCUCAAAAUUUACUGGGGUUCACUCUAUGCAAAUAAAAGAUCUUUUACAAUCUUUAGUUGAUGAUGGUUUGGUUAAUGCUGAGAAAUGUGGUGUAACUACUCUUUAUUGGUGCUUUGAAUAUGAUAAACAUAAGAAGAUGAAGAUUUUGGUCGAAAAAAGUGCAGAGAAGCUAGGUGUUGUUAAUAAUGACAUUAAAAAGAUCACUGAAAAGAUUGAAAUUGAAAAAGCUAAGAGAACAAAAGGUAAUAGUCAAGAAAUGUUGAAGCAGAUUGAUUCUUUGAGAAAACAGAAGCAAUCAUUAGCUGAAAAAAUGUCCUCUUCCGCUUUUGAUAUGGAUAGGGUUGAUUCCAUUAAAAAGGAACUCCAAGAUGAAAUAUCAAAUGGUGAGAUCUGUACUGAUAAUAUUGAAUCGUUGAUUUAUUAUUUCCAGAAAAACAAUGGAAUCAAUCGUGGUGUAUUCAAACAGGAACUCAACAUUCCUGAAGAGUUCAAAGAUUUCCCGAAUCUUGAUGAAGUCUUUGCAAAGCUAACAUGAUGUGUUUUGGUGAUUGAAAACUUCAAUUAGCUAGUAAUGUUUACUUUAUGAGAAUUUGACACAUAGCAUCAUUUUUCAUUCUUAACAAAUUAAUAAACGAGAUAUAAAAUCGUUUAAGUUAUCUUAACGUCUUUUCAAAUGUUGACACAUCUUUCGGGUUGAUUGUUUUCGUAAAAAGGCAUUGUAACGGGGGUUUUUUCAGUGUAGUCUAUUUGGUGUAACUCACAAGCUAGCCAACAAAUCCUCCGCUAUAAAGCCAUCAGGCUAUCA
Molecule: messenger RNA, 968 nt
Organism: Hansenula anomala
Lineage: Eukaryota; Fungi; Ascomycota; Saccharomycetes; Phaffomycetales; Wickerhamomycetaceae
Gene: MND1
Product: Mnd1p
Exons: 1
Coding region: 129-698 (189 amino acids)
Biological process (GO): reciprocal meiotic recombination
Molecular function (GO): double-stranded DNA binding
Source: RefSeq, a predicted model, not a curated record